AUGGCAGGUGCGAAUGGUAAGGUUGGUGCAUUCGUUUAUUUUGGAAUCGCGGAUGCUCUUCGAAAGUGUAUAAAUAUUGAUUUACACGAACAAAAUGUGAUUUAUAUUACAAUCAAUAUCGAUGGAAUGUCAUUGAAAAAGUCGGGCUUCUUAGAUAUGUGGACUAUUUUAGGAAAAGCGCAUUUUAAUCCUGAUAUAUAUCAAGUUUUUCCAAUUGCUAUAUACUGUGGCAAAGAAAAACCGAGGCUAGAUCCGUUUCCGGAAGAUUUUAUAAAUGAAGUUAAUGUUCUUCAGAGAAAUGAUAUUACAAUUUUCAACAGAUUGUUCGACAUCCGUUUGAAAUGUUUCACUUGCGACACACCUGCAAGAGCAUUUUUGAAAUGCACUUCAGGGCACGGUGGAACUUACGCUUGUGAAAGAUGCGAAGUUGUCGGUGUUAUUGAUACAUGA
Messenger RNA from Belonocnema kinseyi, 450 nucleotides. RefSeq lists its product as uncharacterized. The record is from RefSeq and is a predicted model, not a curated record. Lineage: Eukaryota; Metazoa; Arthropoda; Insecta; Hymenoptera; Cynipidae. The transcript has a single exon. The coding region runs from base 1 to 450 and encodes 149 amino acids.